This is a messenger RNA of Notothenia coriiceps (black rockcod), 4561 nucleotides long. RefSeq names its product WASH complex subunit 4 (gene washc4). Gene Ontology annotation, cellular component: endosome; WASH complex. Lineage: Eukaryota; Metazoa; Chordata; Actinopteri; Perciformes; Nototheniidae. The coding region runs from base 82 to 3597 and encodes 1171 amino acids. The transcript is spliced from 33 exons. Gene Ontology annotation, biological process: endosomal transport; endosome organization. The record is from RefSeq and is a predicted model, not a curated record.
CACGAAAAUCAUGAGACCCAUCAUGGGAUCGUGUAGCAACACUCUUUAACAGCAGCGUUUUGGGUCACCGGGUCUUGCAUUAUGGCUGUAGAAACAAUCGCCAGUGACUGGGAAUUUGACCGUUUUGACGACGGUUCACAAAAAAUACACACAGAGGUUCAACUCAAGAACUACAGCAAGUUUCUGGAGGACUACACCUCCCAGCUGAGGGGUAUUGAGGAAGCUCUGGAUGACUCCAUAGGAGAUGUGUGGGAUUUCACUCUGGACCCCAUCGCCCUGAAGCUUCUCCCGUACGAGCAAUCAUCUUUAUUGGAGUUAAUUAAAACAGACAACAAGGUUCUGAACAAAGUCAUCACAGUAUAUGCUGCUCUCUGUAGUGAAGUAAAGAAGCUCAAGUAUGAGGCAGAAACCAAGUUCUACAAUGGCUUAUUGUACUAUGGAGAGGGAGUGUCUGAUACCAGCGUUGUCGAAGGAGAGUCCCAGAUACAGAUGGGCAGAUUUAUCUCAUUCCUUCAGGAACUUUCCUGUUUUGUGACAAGAUGUUAUGAAGUGGUGGUCAACAUUGUUCAUCAACUGGCUGCCCUCUACAACAGCAACAAGGGUGCAACAAAAGUCAUUGAGUCGUCAGGUGUCCAUUUUCAGACAGUGUACGAACACCUCGGGGAGUUAUUAGUGGUUCUGCUCACACUCGAUGAGAUCAUGGAGAAUCACGGCACACUAAAAGAUCACUGGAAGAUGUAUAAAAGGUUGUUGAAAUCUGUGCACCAUAACCCUGGGAAAUUUUCCAUUCCUGAAGAGAAACUGAAACCAUUCGAGAAGCUGCUGCUCAAGCUCGAGGGACAGAUGCUGGAUGGCAUGAUACUGCAGGCCUGUGUGGAGCAGAGAUUCGACGAUCCGGGGGAAGGAGUAUCUGUUGCCAAAAACAGUGCCUUUGCAGAGGAGUUUGCCCUCAACAUCCGCACCAUAUUCACCAAUAUUGAGUCCAAAAUUGGGGAACCUUCGGAGAUUGACCAGAGGGAUAAGUAUGCAGGUGUCUGUGGCCUCUUUGUGCUUCACUUUCACAUCUUCAGGAGUGUUGACAAAAAGUUCUACAAGGCGCUGCUGGAUGUUUGUAAAAAGGUUCCAGCUGUCACUCUUACUGCUAACAUCAUCUGGUUUCCCGACACUUUCCUCAUCGCUAAAGUCCCAGCUGCAGCUAAGCUGAUGGAUAAGAAGAGUCUACAGGCCAUCAGAGCGCAGAGAGACGCCUACCUGCAGCAAAGAGCUGUGACACUAACAAAGGAUGUUCAGUCCUACUACGUGUUUGUAACUUCCUGGAUGAUGAAGAUGGAGUCCAUCAUAUCCAAGGAGCAUAAAAGUGAGAAGUUGGCAGAAGACCUGAACAACAGGUGCAAUGUGUUUGUACAGGGCAUUCUGUAUGCAUACAGCAUCGGCACCAUCAUUAAAACCACCAUGAACAUGUACAUGUCGAUGCAGCGGCCCAUGACCAAGACUUCUGUCAAAGCUCUGUGUCGACUGGUGGAGUUGCUCAAGGCUGUGGAGCACACGUUUCACAGGCGCUCCAUGGUUGUAGCAGACUCUGUUUCUCACAUCACUCAGCAGCUGCAGUCGCAGGCCCUCAACUCCAUCGGCAACGCCAAGAAAAGGGUGAUCUCAGAUAAGAAGUACAGUGAGCAGCGGCUGGAUGUGCUAUCCUCUCUGGUGAUGGCAGAAAAUGCUCUGAGUGGACCCAGCACAAAGGAGCGGCGCCUCGUGGUGUCUCUGGCACUGUGUGUCGGCACGCAGCUGAAAACGUUCAAAGACGAGGAGCUGCUUCCACUGCAGCUCGUGUUGAAGAAGCUGGAUCUGAUCAGCGAGCUGAGUGAGAGGGUGAAGCUGCAGUGUGACUGUAGUUUCCUUUACUGGCACCGAGCUGUGUUCCCUAUCUACCUCGAUGAUGUGUACGACAACGCCGUGGACGCAGCACGAAUACACUACAUGUUCAGCGCUCUGAGGGACAGUGUGCCCUCCAUGCUGCACGCCAAACACAUGGAAUCAUGUGACCAGCUCCUGGAGAGUUACGACAAGGAGAUCAUGGACGUGUUCAACGAGCACCUGCUGGACAAGCUGUGUAAGGAGAUAGAGAAGGACCUGCGUCUCUCUGUCCACACACACCUGAAGCUGGACGACAGGAACCCUUUCAAAGUCGGCAUGAAGGACAUGGCACACUUCUUCUCCAUCAAACCUAUCCGAUUCUUCAACCGCUUCAUCCUCAUCAAAGCCUAUGUGACCCACUACCUGGAUAAAACCUUCUACAACCUAACCACUGUGGCUCUGCACGACUGGGCCACCUACAGUGAGAUGAGAAACCUCGCCACGCAGCGCUAUGGACUCACGAUGACGGAGGCCUACCUGCCCAGCCAGACUCUGGAGCAGGGUUUGGACGUUCUGGAAAUCAUGAGGAACAUUCACGUUUUUGUGUCACGCUACCUCUAUAAUCUCAACAACCAGAUCUUCAUAGAGAAAGCCAGUAACAACAAGCACUUGAACACCAUCAACAUCCGUCACAUCGCCAACUCCAUCCGGACCCACGGCACAGGCAUCAUGAACACCACGGUCAACUUCACCUACCAGUUCCUGCGGAAGAAGUUCUACAUCUUCAGUCAGUUUAUGUACGACGAGCACAUCAAAUCCAGACUCAUUAAGGACAUCCGCUUCUUCAGAGAAACUAAGGACCAGUCGGAUCAGAAGUAUCCAUUUGAGCGAGCGGAGAAGUUUAACCGCGGGAUCAGGAAGCUGGGCAUCACUCCGGACGGGCAGAGCUACCUGGACCAGUUCAGACAGCUCAUCAGCCAGAUUGGUAACGCUAUGGGCUAUGUGCGAAUGAUCCGCUCUGGAGGCCUUCACUGUUGCAGCAGUGCCAUCAGGUUUGUCCCUGACCUGGAGGACAUAGUGAACUUUGAGGAGCUGGUGAAGGAGGAGGGGCUGUCAGAGGAGACCCAGAAAGCUGCUAGUGUCCUAGAUUCAGUUUUGGGAGAUCUGACCAGCAACUCUGCCGAAGGGACGGAGUACUUCAAGAUGCUGGUGGCGGUGUUUGCACCUGAGUUUCGCAGCGCCAAGAAUAUGCACCUGAGGAACUUCUACAUGAUCGUGCCGCCUCUGACGGUGAAUUUUGUGGAGCACUCCAUCAGCUGCAAAGAGAAACUCAACAAGAAGAACAAAACUGGAGCUGCUUUCACAGACGAUGGCUUUGCUAUGGGCGUGGCGUACAUCCUGAAGCUGCUGGACCAGUACCUGGAGUUUGACUCUCUGCACUGGUUCCAGGCGGUCAGAGAUAAGUACAAGAAAGAGAUGAACGCUGUGGUGAAGGAACAGAGCGUCCAGUCUGCCAGCCAGGACGAGAAGCUGCUGCAGACUAUGAACCUCACUCAGAAGAGGCUGGACGUCUACCUUCAGGAGUUCGAGUUGCUCCACUUCUCGUUGAGCAGCGCUCGGAUCUUCUUCAGAGCGGACAAGACCGCCGCCGAGGAGAUUCAGGAGAGGAAAGAUAAAGAAGUAGCUUCCAAAGCAGGAGCUCUUUCAGAUGGAUCGACCCCCGCUGACCCUGCAUCAAAGUGACCCCCCCCCCUUAACAGCAGACUCAUAACCUGAGUACUGUGACAUGGCUAGAAGAGGAAGUGGGAAGAGAAGAUCUACAGUAGCGGACUGCACUGAAACGUGUGUAGUUCAGGGACAAACAGACAAUUGAAAGACAUUGGUAACGUCCCAUGAUAAAACAAUCAUCUUAAUUUGAGAAUGUGCGAUUUUGUUUCCAUUGUACAGAAAACAUCAAUGUAAAAUCCCAACAGCUUCGAAAUGUCUUCUUGAAUUUGUAGCAUUUAUGCAAACGACUGCAAUUUGAAAAAAUGGAAUUGCAACAAGUGCAAGGUAAAAUUGAAGGCUUUCUUUUGCCCACCUUUUGAUACAUCCAGUCAGGACUAACUGGAUUAUUUUUCUACAGUAGAAGCCUCAUCUGUAUGUGUGUCCUCUGCUGAUCAGAGACUAAAUCAAUCAGACUAAUUUGAAUCUGUUUUGAUUUCAAAGCUUUGCUACAACUCUUUGUGUCCAAUGUACUGAAUGUGAUUGAAUGUCCAUGGCUUUUAAUGGCAGCUGUGUUCUUGAUGCCUCUGUGGAUUAUAGCCCAGUGACGAGGACUCUUCAGAAUGUUUUCAAUGUAUAAUCUUCUCACGUUUGGGUGCCAUGUUUGUCUACUGCUAGUUUUUGUUUUGUCCAUUUUAUACAUUGUCUGAACUAUAGUAUAUGUGCCUUUCUAAACUGUGGAUACUCGUUUUGAUAAUUAGUUUUAAAAUAAUAAUCUUAAUGCACAAGAUGCUUGAUCUGUGAGUGUAGCAUAGUUACAAGUUGAAUUACUUCUCUGCAGCACUGGAAGUUUAUCAUUUCCCAAUUUUGUAUCUAUCAUUUGGUACAUGGGAAAAUGAGGCCACAAUUUAGUUAAAAGGGCAUUCCAUGAAUUUACUUGCUUGAAGAGAAAAUGUCUUUCUUAGUCUUUGAAGACUAAAUAAAACUUGCACUUUCAACCGAA